AUGCGCCCCUACGUCACAACCCUCCUCACCCUCACUCUCACCCUCGCUCUCACCGCCACAUCCACAGCCGACUACACGCUAGCCUGCGGCCACUGGUACCAGCGUCUCAAAUGCUCCAUCGACGGCGCGAUAUGCCAGGGGAGGUGCCCUUGCGGCGGCGGCUGCUCUUGCAGUGGUGCCAAGCGUCCCGUGGCGAGCUUUGGAGACGAGCCCUUCGAUUUUGAUGGUAGCGCCGCCGAUGAACACGACCAGGAGGUUGAUCGCGAUGUCAAGCAGCUUCCUGCCUGCUGCCGUAAAGCCAAGGUCGAACAUUCGGAUAGCUCCGACAGCGAGUAA
Molecule: messenger RNA, 336 nt
Organism: Dichotomopilus funicola
Lineage: Eukaryota; Fungi; Ascomycota; Sordariomycetes; Sordariales; Chaetomiaceae
Exons: 3
Coding region: 1-336 (111 amino acids)
Source: RefSeq, a predicted model, not a curated record